Molecule: messenger RNA, 763 nt
Organism: Trachymyrmex cornetzi
Lineage: Eukaryota; Metazoa; Arthropoda; Insecta; Hymenoptera; Formicidae
Gene: crok
Product: crooked
Exons: 3
Coding region: 143-598 (151 amino acids)
Biological process (GO): regulation of synaptic transmission, cholinergic; sleep; positive regulation of voltage-gated potassium channel activity
Source: RefSeq, a predicted model, not a curated record
GCAACGCGCGGCGCGGUCAGUUGUGUCAAUUAUAGGCGUGGACAUAUAGAAUACAUAAAGAGUAUUUGAAAGUGAAUAUUUUUUCGUCGUGAAAAGUUUUCGCAAAGUGAAAAGUUAAGACGCUCAUCAAGCUUUUUUCGAAAUGGCCAUUGGAAUUCGCUUUUCCUUUCUCAUAGUAGCAUUGCUCUUCCUUUGCUGGGUCCAAGAAGGCCUUUCAAUUAAAUGUUGGGUGUGCAGAUCAGACUCGGAUCCAAAGUGCUCAGAUCCGUUUGAUAAUUCCACAGUGCCUAUUACAGACUGUAAACAGGAACCUGACUUGGAGCACUUGCCAGGUGUAAGACCAACGAUGUGCCGUAAAAUUCGUCAAAAAGUUAAUGGGGAAUGGAGAUAUUUCCGGAGUUGUGCUUACAUGGGCGAGCCAGGGAUUGCAGGCGAUGAGCGAUUUUGCUUAAUGCGAACUGGGACGUAUAAUAUAUUUAUGGAAUACUGUACGUGCAAUAGCAAAGACGGUUGUAACUCAGCACCCUAUCAAUAUGUAAAUUGGCUUCUCUUAUUAAUCGGCCUAAUAACAACUGUUCGAUACGUAUUCGUCGUUUGAAAAAGUCUAGCCAAAGAUUCUUAACAGAUCUAUUCACUGGAUAGUGUAGAUUUCAGUAAUUAUUUUUACAGUUCAAGAUUCACUUGUACUUACUCAAUAUUCUUCUUAUUUUACACAUCGUCAGGGAAGACGCAAACUCCAGCAAUCAAAUAUAUAUAGAUAUCG